GUCAUAAGAGUUUUGGAACAGUGGGAGCCUCUCAAACUGUUAUUUUGUGAACCAGACAGUAAACUUACUGCUGCCACUUCUCAGUUUGAGAGCAUCAAGCCACUGAUGCAAAAUCCUUUAAUAAAACUCUACUGUCUGUUUCUUGGAAACACUGUUCCUGUUUUCAAUGCUGUUAAUGUUUUUUUUACAACAAGAGGCUCCUGCCAUUCACAUCCAAAGACAUAAAUUGCAAGGUCUUCUUAUAGAUUUACUGGUCAGAUUUGUUAAGCCAUCAGCUUUGCUAUUAGGCUCCACAUCAAUCACUGAUGUUAACUUUAAGAAGAGGAAAUUCCAGAAAGAUGAUACCGAUUUAGUUAUUGGCGCCAAAUGUAGAGCAGAAUUAAAAGCUUCAACAAGCCAGUCUGAUAGCCAGACAUUUUAUUCUUCUGUGCGGGCCUUUUAUGUUUCAUCAAGUAGUUACAUUUUGGACUUUCUGCAGCAUGUUGAAGUGUUUGAUAUUUCAUUGAGAACAACUGCAUCUUAUUCCUCUGUACUGUAUUUUGUCGAGAGAUUUCCAAGACUUAUAAAUGUUUCAGAAUUGGAUAUUCUGGAACAAGAAUUUGUUGAGUAUCAAUGUGAUAGUUUCUCAAGUGAUACCCUAAAGGAAAAAAGAAUGGAUGUUGUCUGGUACAAAAUAUCAAAUAUUAAAAAUGAAAGUGGCCAACCAAAGUACAAAACUCUCCCUAAAAUUAUGUUAGUCCUGUUGACAGUCACACACAGCAACGCAUCAACAAAAAGAAUAUUCAGCAAUGCACGCCGCAAUCAAACUGAAUAUAGAGCGUCUCUAUCAACUUCUACUUUAGGCGCUCUGAUGGUAGAGAAAGUGAAAAGUAAAUCGUACAGUGAGGUGUGUUACAAAAAAAAUUCACCAACAAGGAACUCGAAGAAGCUAAACAUGCUACUGGGAACUUCCUUACCAGUUGCAGUGAUAUGUAGAAAGAACUGGCGCAUGAAGUGGAAGAGAAGCAGGAGCAAGAAGGUGAAGGAGAGCAAGGACACCACCACAGUUAAGUUCAAAUACAAAAUAAAGAAAAAUUUACAUGCAGAAAAAAAACUUAAUUCAUGAAUAUGUUAACACUUAAUUAAGUACCUC
Bacillus rossius redtenbacheri is the source of this 1132-nucleotide messenger RNA. RefSeq lists its product as uncharacterized. The transcript is spliced from 2 exons. The record is from RefSeq and is a predicted model, not a curated record. Gene Ontology annotation, molecular function: protein dimerization activity. Lineage: Eukaryota; Metazoa; Arthropoda; Insecta; Phasmatodea; Bacillidae. The coding region runs from base 167 to 1105 and encodes 312 amino acids.